AUUACACUCACACACGCAGCCGGAUGAGUUCGAGAUGGAUUAUUACCUUGGAUUACAUCUACAGUGGAGCUGCUGAACUAACUGGAGAAUGCGAGACCGACUGUGUAAAUACAGGCAGGCUUAAGAUCGAGGGAUUUGGACGCACGGAUUUAUCUCCAAAGCGUUUCAUUCGCGCGUGUGUUUGUGUAUGUGUUUGGCACACGAAUCCGGACCCCCGAAGCGAUCAGACAUCAUCAUCAUGGCAACAUGCGCCGUGAUUUACCCCACCAGCAGCCUGAUGCUGCUCCUGCUGCUCUUCAGACCUCUGCAUGGUGAAUCAUACACCCCUUACACAGACCGGCCGGGCUUUGCAGACUCUAUUGACUUGCCUGUGAAUUCUACCGCUAAAAAGACAGGCUGGGAAGGGGUGAGUUUCCCGGAAAGCUCGCAGCCCGACUGGAGGACUCUCAGCCCCGGGACGGAUUCACUGUCCACCCCGGGCUCGAGAUCUGAUGAUCGCCGACUGUCACCUUCGGUGCCCAGUGCUGGGCCUGGGGAGAGGAACCAGACAAGCCACAGCAUAACGUCGGAAAGCUGGAUACAUGAUUCUCAACAUGACAGCACAUAUAUCUCCAGUACUGGAGAAGUGAAACUGCAUCUAUUAACUAAUAGCAUAGUUAUGGAAAAAAAUGACUUGUUCCCUUCUUCUGUAUUAGUUACUGACAGUUCCCAAAAUCCUUCAGCAACCAGGACUUUCCCACCAGAAUCUGAAGAAAGUAUUAUAAUUGAUUCUGAACCAACAGAUUAUUCAUACUCUACAAUAUCUUCAAGAGAAAUUGUACCUACAGAUCUAUUUGUUUCUAAAAGUCAUUUAUUAAAAUCACCUUUCGAUAAUGAGACUUCAAAAAAAAGUGAAGAACUUGAAAACUGGCAUCAUGACACAACCUCUGAAGGGGCUGAUAAUCUUGAAAGAUUGUUAAGUACUUCACCUGGUGUUUCUGAAGACCCUUUAUAUACAGUCCCAUAUGUUUUAAAGAUACCUUUAAAUACUUUGACAAUUGGAUCUAAAAGAUAUUCAACUACAGAUUUGAACAAUUCAAAAAGAUCUGUAAGUACAUCAAUAAAUGAUUCAGAACUAAUUAGUAUUUCACAAAAUAUUUCUGAGAAGUCUUUAAAUAGCACACAGAACUACACUAAUUGGUCUUCAGGUACUUCACCGAAUGAUUCUGAAAGAAGUACGUUGACAAAUCUUUUUAAAAUCUUUCCAAACUCUACACCAAGUAAUACUGACAGAACUUUAAGGACAUUGUCAAAUUAUUCUGAAAGAUCAAAUACUUUGAUAAAUAAUAUUAAAAGAACUGUAAGUAGUUUGCCAAGUGAUGUGAAAACAUCUAUGGUUAGUGUUCAAAAUGAUUCUGAAUCAUCAAGUACGUUGAUUAAUACUUUUGCGAGCUCCUCAAACUCUUCACCAAAUGACAUCGAAACAGCAAGUAUUUCACUGAAUGACUGGAAAAGAUCUUUAAGUACUUCACCAAAUCAUUCUAAAAUAUCUACAAUUCAGGCUCAAAAUGCUUCUGAAAGUUCAGCAAUGUUGACAAAUAUUUUUGAGAGCCCUUCAAAUUCUUCAAGUGAUAUUGAAAUAUCAAGUACCUUGAUAAAUGAUUUUAAAAGGUCUGUAAGUACUUUGUCAAAUGGUUCUAAAAUAUCUGCAGUUUUUGCACAAAAUGAUUCUAAAUGGUCAAGUACGUUAAUUAACGCUUUUGAGAGGUCAUCAAGCUCUUCACCAAUUGACACCAAAAGAGCAAGUACUACACUGAAUGAUUUGAAAAGAUCUUUAAGUACUUCACUGAAUGAUUCUAAAAUAUCUACAAUUCAUGCUCAAAAUGCUUCUGCAAGUUCAACAACAUUGACAAAUACUUUUCAAAGCCCUUUGAACUCUUCACCAAGUGAUACUGAAAUGUCAAGUACUUCGAUAAAUGGUUUUAAAAGGUCUGUAAGUACUUUGCCAAAUGAUUCUAAAAUAUCUACAGUUAGUGAGCAAAAUGAUUCUGAAUGGUCAAGUACACUGAUUAAUAUUUUUGAGAGCUCCUCAAACUCUUCAUCAAAUGAUUCUGCAAGAUCAAGCAUUUCAAUGAAUGAUUUUAAAAGAUCUUUAAGUACUUUACCAAAUGAUUCAAAAAUAUCAAUAAGUAGUUCUCAAAAUGAUUCUGAAAGUUCUAGUACUUUGACAAAUGUUUUUGAGAGUUCUUCAAACUCUUCAUUGAGUGAUACUGCAAGAUCUUUAAGCACUUCGCCAAAUUAUUUUAAAAGAUCUUUAAGUACUUCAUUGAAUGAUUCUGAAAGAUGGAGUUCUUCACCAAAUGUUUCUGAAAGUACCCUAGUUAGUGGUCAAAAUGAUACUGAAAGCUCCACAAAUACUUCACUAGAUGAUUCUAAAAGUUUUUUAGGUUCUACAUCAAAUAAUUAUGAAAAUCCUUUAAGUUCUUCAUUGAGCAGCUAUGAAAUUCUCAAUACUACAACAAAUAGUUCUGAAGAGACAACUCCUUCACAUUCAACAUUAAUGUCAAUGGAUUUUAAUAAUGUUACCCAUGAGUCAGAUGCAGUAAAAUCACCAGAUGUACCAUCCUCAGAAUCGGUUGAUAAUCAGACAAACGAGUCAAGAUCAACAAGUCAUUCCAUUCUUAUUUCAGAUGUUGAAACCAUAACUGCCCUUACAGGAACAAGUCAUUCACUUCCCAGAAUUACAGAUGAUGUCUUAACUACUACUGAACUGUCUGAAAUAUACAAUAUUACUAACUUACUUGGAACAGCUUUGUCUUCAGUGCAAUCAGAUUCUGAAGAUAUAGUGAAUGAUUUUACAGAGUUAAGUUCUAACUUUACUGCAACUAAUUCUUCUAAACUAGGUUUAGUUCAAACAGGAACUAAUGGUUUUCUUAAAACUCAAUUUGCAAAAACAACAACAAGCGCUACUCUAAGGAGUGUACUUCCUGAAAGAACAACAGACUCACCCAGAACUUUACUGCCUCUGACAACAAAUGAUUAUCUGUCAUUUUCUACCAUGGAAGAACCUAUUAGAGGAGCAGGAAGAACAUCCUCGGCACCAGUUAUACUUACAUCUAGGCCUCAUACUGAACGAUAUACUACAAUUUCACAUGUUCCCACUGACACACCAAAGCCUGAACUAACUAGCACAACAGAAGGUACAUUUACCACUAUAUGGGCCAGUCCAACUGUUUUUAUGAGUACCUCAACAGAGGAUAAAGGAUCAGAGAGGACCAAGUCUACGACUGCUAUUAUGAAGACCUCUGAAUCAGUGAGUACUAGAACUUCAGUUAGCUUGAAGUUUUUGACUAGCACAAGGUCUUCAACUAGUACAAGGACUUCAGCUAUCGCAAAGACGUCAAUUAGUGCAACCAUGCUAACAAGCACAAAGGUUUCGGAAAGUACCACAAUUACUCCUAUAAGGACGUUGGCAAGCACAAAGCCUCAUUCCACUAAAGAGAGCAUUACUUCUGAGCCAACUGUGUCAACUGUGAUUCAGGUUAUCAAUACAAGUAUACCUGAAACCUCCACAGUAUCUGCAGAGAAUCUUUGCAUCUCAAAUCCUUGUCUUAAUGGAGGCACUUGUAUCAGUCAUUGUAACAAAUGUAAAAAGUGUGUAUGCCCAUCCAACUGGCAAGGAGUGAACUGCAGCAAAGAUGUGGAUGAAUGUCGUUCAAAUCCAUGUCCAUCUCGGGCACAAUGUAUUAAUAAUUUGGGCUCCUUCACUUGCAAAUGUUACCCCGGUUACUACCUUGAGAAGGGAACAAGAUGCACUUUGGCAAGGACCUUUGCAGGUGUUUUCUACAGUGGCAAUAAAUCCCAUGUGUCAAGAAUACAGGAUCUAGAAAGUGAAAUUUUAAAAAUGGUUAAUGCAUCUCUCUUUUCUUUAAAUGGAUACUACACAUCUGUUAUUGCAGAUUUAAGUGAGACUGAAGACAGUGUGUCUGUCUUGAACAUGUUUGUACUCCCAGCCAAUGUGACAGGACCUGAGGUACUGAGUAGUGUGCAAAAUUACAUUGAGCGUUGCAGAUCUAAGACUGGAAGCUGCCAGUUUGUUAUGAAUUAUCAGCUAUCAUAUAAAGCUGAAAAAUUAUGUAGCUUGAAAGUGCCUGAAUGUGACAAUGCAACUGCAGAAUGCUUUGAUCAUGAUGGGAUUGCAGACUGCCAGUGUAAAGAUGGUUACUUCAAAUAUACCACCAUGGAUCCUUCAUGUCGAGCAUGCGAUGAUGGCUACAAAUUAGAGAAUGGAACUUGUGCUCCUUGUAUGUUCGGAUUUGGAGGAUUCAACUGCAAAAAUCCUUACAAGCUCAUCACUGUGGUGAUUGCUGCAGCUGGAGGAGGCUUGCUCCUUAUCUUGGGAAUUGCAUUAACUAUCACAUGUUGCAGGAGAGACAAGAAUGAUAUCAGCAAAUUAAUCUUCAAGAGUGCCGAUUUUCAGCGAUCACCAUAUGCUGAGUUCCCCAAAAAUCCCCGGAUAUCUGUGGAGUGGGGUCGGGAAACAAUAGAGAUGCAGGAGAAUGGAAGCACAAAAAACCUUUUGCAGAUGACUGAUGUGUACUAUUCAUCUGGUUUAAGAGGUUCAGAAGUGGAGCGGAAUGGUUUGCAUCCUUACAGUGGUCUACCAGGAUCACGUUACUCUUGCAUCUACACUGGACAAUACAAUCCAUCUUUCAGCAGUGAAGAAUCAAGGAGAAGAGACUAUUUUUAGCCAAGUUAAAACAGAGAUUUAUUUUUGUGUCAGAAAGAAUAUGGGACCAAUGAAGCAAAAGUAAAAUGAGGAAUUACUGCAAAACAAUUGCAUUCUGAGCAUUUAUGGUGAAGGAAAUGUUGAGUGCAGCGUACUGUUCACAGCAGCUACUGUAGAUCACACUGAUGGACAAGUGAUGGACCUGAUCAGCUGUACUGAAUAGUUUUAUUUGCAUCAGCAUACAAAGACUUUGCUUACAAAUGGACACUUGUACAUUGAGUAAUUGUGUGUUUUUGUGGUUUGUUUUUCUAGUUUGUCAAUAACUUAUAAAUAAUUACAGUAUUUUCAGACUGGCAAAUUGAUAAUAUCGCACAGAUAAAAGAAACACUAACUGAUGAAUUUGUAGAAGACUGGAAACUGUUAACAUUUCUGGCCUGGUGCUGUCAUAUUGCUCAGGUGAAUUGGAGCAUUGCUAAUUAUCAGGACUCAGGCCUUAUUCAUGCUGGAAACAUUAAUAUCUGAUGUGAAACCUUUUUGGAUCCCUCUGCGUAUCUGUGGUGUUUGUUCGCAUGGCAUUCCUUUUCUCUCCAUUGAUUCCUUUGCUAGUUCUUCCAGCCUGUAAAACGAGCUAAAGAGACCAUUUCUGAUACUGUGGGAAGUGCGAAUAGAAUUUUUUUAAUGGUUUAAACAUUCCACCCAGAGCACAACAUGCUGUGUUCUGUUUAUUAUUCUCAGUAGGUUUUCUAUACUGCAAUUAAAUCCAGAAGUUUCCAGUUUCUUUCAUACCCUCUCCUUGCAAACCAAUGAAAAUGUUGCUUCAUUUCCGUUGAGAAUCUAUGUUGUUACCUCUACAAGUAUGAUUUACAGCUGUACCACAAUAGAUGGUCCAGAUUAAUCCAUAUGUAUGAAAUGAUUAUAUAUUACUUGUGGCUUUUUCCAGUAUUGACCAUAUAUAUUUAUUUUGUUUUACACACCCCAGCAACUCUGCUACUCAAAUGUUGAGAAGGAAAGAUCUUUUUAGGAAGUGAUAACAGGUUUUGUGACUAGCACUUUUGACUUUUUUAAUCAAUGAUUUUUUUUAUGACUACGCUCCAUAAAACAAAGAAGUUGUGGCUUAGAAUGGGAUGACUUGGGCCUAUGUCUUCUUGCCUUCUUCCAGCUCAAGAUGUUUGCACCACUUAAUGGGCAGUAUUCGCUUUGACAAAUGCUUAAGCUCCUCACAUUCUAUAUUCAGCACAGUCUUUUUUGGAGUCAGUCUUUUUUUGUUUAAAAAUUAGGCUUCACCUGUACACCCUAACCAAUCUGCUUUCUGCCUUAACAUAUUUUUCUUAUUUCUCUUUGUGUACUAAGUAAUCUUUUGUGAAUGGUGCCUGUGAAAUUGCUUAUAAUAAGAUUUUCUCAAUCUUUGGAAUGUUGACCAUCUUUCUGGUUGUCACUUUGAUUGAUCUCAAUUGAUUUUACUGGACACAUUCACUCAUAAAUCUCUUGUUUUCUUCUUUCUUAAGAAAGGGACCUAGCUGUCUUCUGAACCUUUUAAAGGUAUUUCCCUGGGCAUUUACAAUUAUUCAUAAAUACUCAAUACCUCUGGGAAAACAAGUUCGGCAUGACAUUCUUGCUUAAUGAAAGCUUUCCUUUGGAAAGUAAAUUCUCACCAUGUAUAAUCUUUUACAUUUCAAUUUAGUAACUUUCCAUAGAGAAUCAGGCAACUUUAUUAAUCUUUCCUGAUAUUGUGCUGAUGCUUGUAAUUAAUGUGACAACUUAACUUUGUCUUUAAGAUCAAUCAUAGCUAUAAUCAAGUAGGUUACCAAUCUACAUUGAAGUGAAGGCUACAGAUGCCUUUUUUUAAACAAAAAAAAUUAUCUCUUUCAUUUUUUUAAUUUUGUUCCUCUGCUAUUGUAGCAGUGAAUGUAAAACACCCAUUUAAAACGUUGAAAUUGAGAUUCAAUUAGUUAAUUAUUAACUGUGAGCGUAAUCAACAGAAUGACUUGAGUGGACUUACUGCAGAUAAACAUCCUGUAAAGUGUAUUGACCUUGUUAUAUAAAAAAUAUAAAUCCUUUUGAUACCAGCUAAAUUGGUGACACUGAUCUCUUUUAAGUCAAGUCCCUGUCCUUUUUUAAAACUUCUUAGUUUUAAAGGCGUUUCCAUUAAAAUCCCUACAUUUAAUUAUUUCAUUAUUUGAUCCAUCUAUGUAUAUUUUGCUUUACUGUAUUUUAUCUUAUUAGCAUGAAACUCAUCAAAUCCUAGCUUGUAUCAUCUGUAUUUUGUGUUCAUAAUACUUUCGGAAAACACCAGUAGCUUAGAUAAUUGUAAAUUCCUUUCGGCGAACCUAUAGUGGAUAACUUUUAGUAUUUAGGUUUUACCAAAGAAUUGCUUUCCCCAAUGUCAUUUUACGGAUUUACUUACUAACAAUAAUUAACUUACUAAAAGAGAGCUUCUCUCAUGCUAAUUUCCUCUGUUGAUUUCUUUACAUCUGCAGUUUCUUCACAAUGAGCUGGAAGUGAUCAUCAGUAGUGGCAUAGCUCAUACACAAUUCAGUUAGAUAUGCAUAAUUCUUAUGGGAUGUGACCAAAAGAGCUAAGAGUGAUAGAAAAUAUGUUAUCUUUAUCCUGGGAGCUUUUGCUGUAACAUUGAAAAUUUGCUUCCAGUAACUUUUGUUGCUACAGAUCAGGUGCUGAGUGCUACAUCAUGGUGAGAUUGUAGUAGAUAAGCCAAAAAUGGCAGAAUGAAGGUGAGAAUUGACGUCAAUGCCUUCCUUCUCUCUCAGACGUGCCAAUAUAUUAAAAAUGUUCAUUCCAUUAGGUAGUCAAAACCAUUACAUAAAAUAACAAUUAUGCAUAAUGUUACAUUUGCAUCAAAAAGUUAGUAUUGCAGAGCAGAUUUGAUGGCAUGUCCAGCUCAAUUCUUAGAGCAUUCAAUUUUUAUUGUUUUAAAAUGAGUUGUUAGAAUUGGAAAGACGAUAAUUUUUGUAGCUUUGAUAUGAAAGUGUUGCGUGCUUUGAAACAAAUUGGAAGUUCUCCCAGUAUAAAAUAAUAUGAAUAAUAGAAAGUAUGUUUUGACUUGGAUGCAGAUGUAAAAGUUUAGAGAGUGAUUUUAGCAGUUAAUUUUGCAGUACUAAAAUGAAGAUGCCUCAGUAAUUGAAGAUAUUUUUGUCAUUUUGGAAGCUUAGGGUAGCUUUAUUCUUUCAUAAGGGUUCAGCAUCUGAGCCACAAAACAGUCAAAACUGAUUAAGCUUCACAUCUUGGCUGCCUCCAAACUUCUUAAAGGUUAAAUUUCUUUUGGUACUUAUUUAUAGUGCCAAAUCUUGCAUUGGAUGACCAGGAGCUAUUCUAAGGUGGCUGCACCAAAGAUAAAACUUCUCACAUGUAGGAACACCUUGUGAAAGUAUGUGCUCAGUGGAGGCCCAGCUGAUGUUACAGGAAAAUCUAACAUUCCACUUGCCUGCCCUAAGUUAUUGCAAAAUCUGUUUUAAUUCUUUUUUUCCAAUGAUUAUGUGUUAGUUUCUGAUAGCCAGCAUGAAAACAAAUGUGGAGAGAAAACAGAGUUAAUGUGUCAAGUCCCUUGGAGUGACCAUUGGAACCACUGGAUUCAACAUAUUAACCUUAUUUUCCCUCCAUUGAUGCUGCCAGACCUGCUGAAUCCCUCCAACAAUUUCUGGUUUUGUAUGCUUCAGAUCUCCAGCAUCCGCAGUUCUUUAUGAGAACAAACCAGCCAGCUUUGUGUUUUAAGACUUUUGCAACUACCCGCGCAGUUAGUGGUUUGAUUCAACACUGGAAACGUCAUGUGAACCCAACAAGUUUUUAUUGUUGUUUCUGUCUAAGUUAUUGUUGCUUUUUUUUUCUGUGUUCCUGAUUGACAGCAGAUAUCUAUGUAUUUAAUACUUGGUUUGAAGUGAACUAAAUUUACAGCUUAAAGUAUUUAGAAAAUGAAUAUUUGUUUUUCCAAAAGACUUUCAGAAACUGGCGUUCUAGUCAGUUUCACAUUGCAGAAAAAUAAAAUACUUGUCCAGAUAAUUGUUCUCUUUUCUACAGCCACUGCAAAUAACCAUAAAAAUUGUUUCAACUGUUAGUAAAAUUGCAUUAUGAAUUGGCAUGUGAAAAAAAGUUUCAAAAUUAGAAUCAUCAUUUUUAUUUCCCAGUUACAAAGUGGGGAAAGUCACAAUCUGCCUGGUGGUCACUACUCCUUGCAAAGGGUGCCCAUUUCAAUUUCCAGUUUUCUGUAGAAAUUGGGCAAUGGGAGAUUGGAUAUCCAUUUUACAUUGUCCUUGAUCUCCCUUCCCAUUGAUCAGCAUAAAGUCGCUGUCUAACUCCUUAUCAGUGAAAAUGAUUAAAAUAAGCCCUUUGGGGUGUGCUGCACUAUAUGAUUCAGCUACAACAUCUUCAGGGGCUGCACAAUUUGCUUUAACAUCCUAGGGCUGUGAAGACUGAAAAUGACGACUGUAAAAAGUGUGUGUUUGAAUGACUGUGUAAAGUUUGGAUAGGGCUGUCACCUGAUGGUGCCAAAAUUGAACAGUUAUUCAAUCAGAAUCAUUCACAUGAGUGCAGUUGCCCUGCAUGAAUCAACAGAAAUGAAGACGUGGACAGAGACACUUUGUAAAAAUAAUUUUUGCCAGCUACCAUCUCAGUGUGCUCACUGCUGAGAGACUGAGUGGCUUUAGUAUGUUUAUGUAAAAGGCAUCUGGAUGGAUAUAUGAUUAUGAAGGAUUUAGAGGAAUAUGGGCCAAGUGCUGGCAAAUGGGA
This is a messenger RNA of Chiloscyllium plagiosum (whitespotted bambooshark), 9445 nucleotides long. RefSeq names its product heart development protein with EGF-like domains 1 (gene heg1). The record is from RefSeq and is a predicted model, not a curated record. Lineage: Eukaryota; Metazoa; Chordata; Chondrichthyes; Orectolobiformes; Hemiscylliidae. Gene Ontology annotation, molecular function: calcium ion binding.